AUGCAUUGGGUGGUAGACAAGAGUUCCCGAGAACCUGAUUGGUCAUGGAAGGACAAAACACUACGCUGGUUAUUCUGCCAUGAUGAAACUCAUGGCUCCCUAAUCGUGCUCGAUGUUGACUUGUUGUUCAGUGCCAAUAGCAAGGAAUUCUGGAACCAUUUCAGUCAUUUUCAACCCGGGGAAUGGCGUGGGGUGCGGUCGGUUAUUCCGACGACAGUCUCGCGAUUCUCGUUGGACGUGCGAUCACACGGAACUCAUGAGAAAACAAGUCAAGCCAGGCUCAGCAAACGCACCGUGGAUAAGCCAUUCGGGCUGUGUGUGAAAAAUCGGGUGAAUGUCAAGAGUCCUGUUCAUCUCCAGCCGUCCCUCCAUAAGGAAUUAAUACUGGAGUGA
Opisthorchis viverrini is the source of this 393-nucleotide messenger RNA. RefSeq lists its product as hypothetical. The record is from RefSeq and is a predicted model, not a curated record. The transcript is spliced from 6 exons. The coding region runs from base 1 to 393 and encodes 130 amino acids. Lineage: Eukaryota; Metazoa; Platyhelminthes; Trematoda; Opisthorchiida; Opisthorchiidae.